AUGACAUCGUCACAACCGCCUUUGAACAUUGUUGUAAUCGGAGGCUCUCUGGCGGGACUAAUGACCGCCGUGGCACUGAAGCGAAACGGGCAUAAUGUGACAGUCAUUGAAAAGGAAGACAAUGAACGCGAAAGCCACAUGGCUGGCGUUUGUCUAGGACUCGAUGCUGUGGAAUUCCUCGAGAAAUACGAUCGCGUUCAGAGCAUCUUCUCUCACCAGUCGCGUCGUAUUCAGGCCCUUGUGGGCGACGACAAGCUGAAGACCUUUGUCAAUGGCCGUCGAGAAAUCACAAACUGGGAUACCAUGUACUACCGGCUUCGUUGUAACUUUGGUGGCUAUGCAAGCGAUACCUACCCUACAUCCCCUUUGCCCUCUCCAGAAGAUGGCCAGGGUGUCCUCACGUUGCUGGACCGCAAAUCAGGAGACAAGGCCACUAUGCAGGCCGACCUGGUGAUUGGUGCAGACGGCCCGGAUUCUUUUGUGCGGAAGAAGUACCAAGGCCACGUUGAGCGGAAAUACGUUGGCUACAUUGCUUGGAGGGGCACUGUCCCGGAGAGUGAGGUGUCGGAAGAAACCCGUCACCUCUUCAGACGCAGCGUCACUGUGUAUAUGAUGGACAAACAGCACUGCAUCGUGUACACCAUCCCCGGCAAGAACGGAUCGCUGGAGCCCGGCGAAAGGUAUCUCAACUUCCUCUGGUACACAAACGAGACGAAGGAAUCCUUGGACGAAAUCUUAAAGGACGGCCUCGACGGCCAUCGCCAUCACAACAUUGUCCCGUCCGGUCGUGUGCGACAAGAUAUCUGGGCUGAACGAACAAGGCAAGCCAAGGCCCUGCCACUCAGCAAGCCAAUGCUGGAGAUCUUUCUGAAGAUCCAGCGUCCUUUUAUUCAGGUCAUUACCGACUUCUGCUCACAUCAGGCAGCCUUUGAAGAUGGCAAGGUCCUGCUGGUUGGCGACGGACUGUCGCUGUUCCGUCCGCACACAGCCUUCAGCGGCACCCAGGCGGCGUUUCAUGCCCUCCGCACGGCUGAGUUCGUCAAUGGCAAGACAACCCUGCAACAGUGGGAGAGCAAGGUCCUUAGGUACUCGCGGCUGCACUACCUGCAGAGCAACUGGUAUGGAGACUUUUAUCAAUACCCCAUGUCGUCGGCCCUCGUGGCUGCUGUGCGCUACUGGAUUAUGUGCGGCGUUGAUCGCGUCUUGUCCUGGUACAACGGCGAAGCUCCGCUCUUGCGCACAAGCACAUUCAAGAGUGAAGCGUACGACGACGAAUAA
Molecule: messenger RNA, 1278 nt
Organism: Aspergillus niger
Lineage: Eukaryota; Fungi; Ascomycota; Eurotiomycetes; Eurotiales; Aspergillaceae
Exons: 3
Coding region: 1-1278 (425 amino acids)
Molecular function (GO): FAD binding
Source: RefSeq, a predicted model, not a curated record